AGACAUUGAAAUCCUUGAAAUAAGAACACUUGCAAGCGCUGCGUGUUCUUUCUCUGUAGAGCUUUGUAGAGGAACGAAGUCAUGGAGCUGCGACGCCUUCGUGUGCUUUGCCUCCACGGCCAUGGUGACAAUUCUCGCCAGCUCCAAGCUCAAUUGAGCGCUGUCAAAUGGGACGAUUCGGUGCUAAAUCUUCUCGAUCUGAGUUUCCUGGAUGCUCCUUUUCCAGUGAUCGAUGGCGAAAAGAGAAACUUUGCGCCACCAUAUCUCGAGUGGUUUAGAGGCAACAAGGAAAUGACCAUUGUAGAUUAUAAGUCAUUCGAACAAGGCAUUUCAUGCAUCUCUCGAUACAUGAAAAAAUGCGGUCCUUUUGAUGGAUUACUGGGAAUGUCCUUGGGAGGUAUUGUUGCUGGGGCGUUGGCUGGAAUGCAACAAACCAAGAAAUCUAUCCUUCCGACCGAGCUAAAAUUUGUAAUUAUAAUAUCUGGAGGAAUUAUUCGAUGCCAGCCACUAUGUAAAGUAUAUGAUCACCCCAUACAUUGUCCAUCUUUUCAUUUGAUUGGCGAGCUAGAUACCAUAUUUAAGUCAAGUGGAGAAGAUCUGGCAAAAAAGUUUGUGAAACCAGUUAUUAUAGUUCAUCCUUAUGGCCAUUGCUUGCCUCCACUCGACAAUGCCUCCACUGUAAGCCUUGUUGAGUUUCUACAAGAUAUUAUUAAGGAAAACGUUAUGAUUGAGAUUAAAGAACACAGUAAAUCAUCCUUGCUCAUAGUGGCAACUGCAUUUUGUAUACUGGUGUUCCUCUACUUCAUCUUUGUAUGGAACUUCUAAGCUUAAUAAACAAAUUUGCCUGGA
Molecule: messenger RNA, 849 nt
Organism: Selaginella moellendorffii
Lineage: Eukaryota; Viridiplantae; Streptophyta; Lycopodiopsida; Selaginellales; Selaginellaceae
Product: esterase C25G4.2
Exons: 7
Coding region: 82-825 (247 amino acids)
Source: RefSeq, a predicted model, not a curated record